AUGCCUGUGAAUUCUAGAGAGGAAGAAUCGACCCCCCUGGUGAUCAGAGACCGGGGGGGAAGUCAGAGGUCCAGCUCCAGCAUGGCAACCGGCUUACAAGUGCAUGUCUACUUUUUUCCUGGCACAAAGGAUGCAACAGUAUUCCAAAUUUCACCUGGACAGAUAUCUGCAGAAAAUGUUUGCAUCCAAGCAGGAAAGAAAUGUGGAAUCCUCCCAGUGUACCUGAGCCUUUUUGGUCUGGCAUCUUCAGAUCUGUCAUUUUGGUAUCCACCAUCACACAUGUUUGACUCAGAUGAAAACUUACUUAUUCACUUUAGAGUCAGGUUUGUCUUUGGAAACUGGUUUGGCCAAGGAUCAAGAACCUCAUAUCGCUACAGUCUGACAAGAGAUAGAAUUAGUCCAGUCCUUGACUACAAUGUCAUAGAUUACCUUUUUGCUCAGUUGCGAAGUGACUUCAUUACAAGUGAAGCAGGAAUUGUUCCACCAUUGAGUGCUCAGGAGGAAUGCCUUGGCCUUGCUGUGUUGGACUUAUGGAGAAUGGCUAAAGAGCGACGGCAGACUAUCAGGGAGCUCUGCAAGUCUGUCAGCUAUAAAUCGUGCCUCCCCAAGUCACAUCGGCACGACAUCCAGAAACGAAAUCGCCUGGACCGCUUUCGAAUCCGAAACACCCUGAAGCGUUUCUUGAAGAAGCUUGGCAAAUGCUCUGUUGAUGAGUACAGCUUGAAACUCAAAUACCUGAUUGAACUUGCUGGCAUUGAGCCCUCUCUAGGGAGUGAGACCUUCCGUGUCAAUCGUUCUUCCUCUGACACAACUUUCACCCUUCUACGAGUCUGUGGCGAGACGGGAAUCCAAACUGGCCAUUCUGAUGGUGCCCUGGAAUGGCAGACCUUCUGUGAUUUCCAUGAAAUUGUAGAUAUCAGUAUUAAGAGGAUUCUAAAUGAAAUGGUCCCACAAGACAGCAGGAUGGUCACAAUAACUCGGAAAGAUGAGAGAUGCUUGGAAGCCAGCUUCCAGAGCCGCAGCGAGGCCCUUUCCUUUAUGUCUCUGAUUGAUGGAUAUUUCAGGCUAAUCACAGAUUCAAGCCACUUCUUCUGUCAAGACAUUUCUCCACCAAGUCUCCUUGAAGGACUCAAAAACCAUUGUCAUGGCCCCAUCACAUCGGACUUUGCAGUCAACAAGCUGAAGAAGUCAGGAUGUAAAGGCGGUACCUUCCUUAUUCGGCAGAGUCCCAAGAACUACGAGAACUUCUUUCUUACCGUCUGUGUUCAGACUCCACUUGGACUUGAUUACAAAGACUGUCUCAUUAUUAAAAGUGAGAGCUACAGUCUUCCUGGUGUGCCAAAAUCAUUUUCCAGCUUGAGAGAACUCACCAACUAUUAUCAACACAACAAGUUGCUGUUGGCUGAAAUACCUGUCAAGCUAACUCACUGCUGUCCACCUCGACCCAAAGAGCUAACAAACCUCAUAAUCGUACGAAACAGCAGUUUGUUUGAAGCUCUAGGGUCUCCGUCACCUGAGAGAAACAAGUUCAGCCACAUUCAGAUCCACAUGAUCAAAUUUGAUGACCUGAAAUGGGGUGAGAGCCUUGGACAGGGUUCCUUCACUCGAAUUUUUAAAGGCUACAAAACUGACACCCGUGAGGGAGAAAAGCACAUGACUGACGUUAUACUGAAGGAGCUCGAUUCUGCUUACAAGAGCUGCUGGGAGUCACUCUUUGAAGCUGCCAGUUUAAUGAGCCAGGUUUCUCACAAACACCUCCUCCAUGUAUAUGGUGUCAGUGUUCAUGGAUCGCAAAACAUCAUGGUCCAGGAGUUUGUCAAGUACGGAGCCCUUGACCUUUACUUGAAAAGAGGGACAUCUGUCUCAGUGAGCUGGAAACUCAGCAUAGCCAAACAGCUUGCAUGUGCACUCAACUUUCUGGAAGAACAAAACAUUGUCCAUGGAAACAUUUGUGCCAAAAACCUGCUGCUGGCAAGAGAAGGUGACCCUUCAUUGGGCAACUCUCCCUUCAUCAAGCUGAGUGACCCUGGUAUCAGUGUGGUGAUGAUGGGCACCGAUGUUAUUCUGGACAGGAUUCCCUGGGUGGCCCCUGAGGUGCUUAACACCCCAGACAACCUUACGCUGGAGUGUGAUAAGUGGAGCUUUGGUGCCACUGUGUGGGAAAUCUUCAACGAUGGAAGCUCCCCUUUAAGAGGCUGGAACUUAGAUCAGAAGAGGAGUUUUUAUGAGAACAUGCAGCAGCUGCCCCCUUCCCAGUGGACAGAGUUAGCAGAGCUGAUCAGUCAGUGCAUGGAAUAUGAUGCCGCCUUUAGACCCUCAUGUCGCAGUAUCAUCCGUCAGCUCAACAGCCUCAUCACCUCAGAUUACGUGAUUCUUCACCCUACUGAACCGGUAACACAAAGCCCCAUGUCCAUCGCUCUCAGCACUUCUCAACAUGAUCAGUUUGAGGAGAGAUACUUAUGCUACAUCUCCCAUCUGGGAAAAGGAAAUUUUGGGUGCGUGGAGCUUUGUCGUUACGAUCCUUUGGGUGAUAAUACUGGUGAGCUUGUGGCUGUGAAGAAGCUGCAGCCAAACAAAGUUUCAAAUCUGGAGGAUUUCCACAAGGAGGUUAAAACUCUCAGUGUUUUGCAUUGUGACUACAUCGUCAAGUACAGGGGAGUCUGCUACAGUGCAGGUCGCCUCAGUAUGAGCUUAGUGAUGGAGUACCUUCCCUAUGGCAGCCUCAAUGGCUAUGUUUGGACUAACCGCCAUAACAUCACCCCCAGGAGGAUGCUGCUGUUUGCCUCUCAGAUCUGUAAGGGGAUGGAGUACCUGCAGACUCAACGUUAUGUCCACAGAGACCUUGCAGCCAGAAAUAUUCUUGUUGCCAACGAUUCGCUGGUGAAAAUCGCAGAUUUUGGUCUGACCAAAGUUCUUCCCUUUGACAAGGAGUAUUACCGCCUCUCACAGCCUGGACAGAGCCCCCUCUUCUGGUUAGCUCCAGAGUGCCUUAAUGAGAAUAAAUUCUCCAACAAAUCAGAUGUUUGGAGUUUUGGGAUUGUUCUUCAUGAGCUCUUCUCCUACUGUGACAAUAGCUUUAAUCCCAAAAGGCUUUGUCUGCAGGAGAUUGGGCAAAACGUUCAGGGUACAUCUAUUUCAAUGCAUCUGGCAAACAUGCUGGCGAAUAACUGGAGGUUACCAGCUCCUCCAAACUGCCCUCCCAAGGUGUACAGUUUGAUGAAAGAGUGUUGGACCUAUGACUUUGAUCAGCGGCCGACUUUCUCCCACUUGUCAAAAAAGGUUGAAAACAUGAUCCAGGAUGACAGAUAAAAUGUUAAAGGCUGAGAAAGACUAUAAAGAUGUAGUUUAACAGCAGCAGUAUUAAAUGACACGUUGUAUUUAUUCCCUCAAGUUUAUGUCACAGUCAAAGCAGCAUUUCAGCGUUUUAUUUUACUUAUAUACAGAAACUAGAGAUUUUACAGGAAGUUGUUAAGGUUAAAGGUAUAGUGGAGGAUGUUGUUUUUCCGGGUGGAUCAUCAAAAUAAGUGGUCCUCCUAAUUGUCGAUC
Cyprinodon tularosa is the source of this 3546-nucleotide messenger RNA. It is a transcript of the gene jak3, whose product is annotated as Janus kinase 3 (a protein tyrosine kinase, leukocyte). NCBI's taxonomy places the organism in Eukaryota, Metazoa, Chordata, Actinopteri, Cyprinodontiformes, Cyprinodontidae. Gene Ontology annotation, biological process: cytokine-mediated signaling pathway; hemopoiesis; cell differentiation. The record is from RefSeq and is a predicted model, not a curated record. Gene Ontology annotation, cellular component: cytoskeleton; membrane; cytosol. Gene Ontology annotation, molecular function: cytokine receptor binding; ATP binding; non-membrane spanning protein tyrosine kinase activity.